Molecule: messenger RNA, 360 nt
Organism: Lathyrus sativus (Indian pea)
Lineage: Eukaryota; Viridiplantae; Streptophyta; Magnoliopsida; Fabales; Fabaceae
Source: the annotation of a GenBank genome assembly
AUGGGUAUACAUGAAAAUUGGGAGGAGGUCCGUAGGGGUAGGAACAGGGGAGAAAAGCAAUCUAGAAGGUCAAUCUGGACAACAAGAGGACACAAAGUAUCUAUAGGGGUCGAAGAUAGAGCGACCUCUUUCUUCUUCACUGAGUUUCCAGACGGUUUCGAAGCCAAAGAGAUGUUCGACAUUUUCAAAGAAUAUGGUCGGGUGUUGGAGGUGGUUAUCCCUCCAAAACGCGACAAACGUGGGAAGCGAUACAAAUUUGUUAGAUUAAAAAAUGUGGAUGAUGAGAAACUUAUGGCUAUCAAACUCGACAGUGUCAUGAUAAAAGGGAGAAAGUUAUACACCAAUGUACCUAAAUUCUAA